AUGGGCGAUCCACCAUGUAAGAGUGAGGUGGAGAAGGACAUUCUAGGAGAUGUCACCACAGAGAAUUCCAGUAAAAAUAUUAAGAGCAAAGCUAUAUUAUCACUAAAUUAUAAAGAAGAAGAUGAAGAUGUCCUGCAGCUCUCCUCAGGAGAAAACCUCAUUACACUUAAUGUACACCCAGGACUUCACAGUACAGAUCUAUUACAUAAUCCCCCUCAUCAUGAAGAAACUUCUCCUGACCAAUUACAGAUUGUUACCACAAAUACAGGUCAGAAAGGGGAUAAAAGGUUUCAGGGUGGUAAAGAGUGUACAGAACAAUCAAGACUUUCUACACACAGAAAAAUUCACACAGCAGAGCAGGAAUGUGGGGAAUGCUUUACAAGUAAAACAGAUCUUGCUAAACAUAAGACAAUUCCUACAGGAGAGAAGCCAUAUUCAUGUUCACGUUGUGGGAAAUGUUUUACAGAAAAAUUCUGUCUUGUUAGACAUGAAAGGAUUCAUACAGGAGAGAAGCCAUAUUCAUGUUCAGAGUGUGGUAAAUGUUUUGCAGAUAAAUCCAAUCUUGUAACACAUGAGAGAAGUCACACAGGAGAGAAGCCGUAUUCAUGUUCAGAAUGUGGGAAAUGUUUUGGACAGAAAUCAAAUCUUGUUACACAUCAGAGAUGUCACACAGGAGAGAAGCCAUAUUCAUGUUCAGAAUGUGGAAAAUGUUUUAGACGGAAAUCAAAUGUUGCUAAACAUGAGAGAUGUCACACAGGAGAGAAGCCAUAUUCAUGUACAGAAUGUGGGAAAUGCUUUAGACAGAAAGAAGAUCUUGCUAAACAUCAGAGAAAGAAACCAUAUUCAUGUUCACAAUGUGGGAAAUGUUUUACACAGAAAUCAAAUGUUGCUAAACAUGAGAGAUGUCACACAGGAGGGAAGCCGUAUUCAUGUACAGAAUGUGGGAAAUGCUUUAGACAGAAAUCGGAUCUUGCUAAACAUGAGGGAAGUCACACAGGAGAGAAGCCAUAUUCAUGUACAGAAUGUGGGAAAUGCUUUAGACAUAAAUCGGAUCUUGCUAAACAUGAGAUAAGUCACACAGGAGCGAAGCCAUAUUCAUGUUCAGGAUGUGGGAAAUGUUUUACACACAAAUCAAGUCUUUGUAUACAUAAGAGAAUUCACACAGAAGAGAAGCCAUAUUCAUGUUCAGAAUGUGGGAAAUAUUUCACACAGAAAUCAAAUCUUGUUAAACAUCAGAAAUUGCACACUGGAGAGAAACCAUAUUCAUGUUCACAAUGUGGGAAAUGUUUUACACAGAAAUCAUCUCUUGUUAGACAUCAGAGAAUGCACACAGGA
Bufo bufo (common toad) is the source of this 1335-nucleotide messenger RNA. Its product is annotated as zinc finger protein OZF-like. The annotation marks the transcript as partial. Gene Ontology annotation, biological process: regulation of transcription by RNA polymerase II. The transcript has 3 exons. Gene Ontology annotation, molecular function: RNA polymerase II cis-regulatory region sequence-specific DNA binding; DNA-binding transcription factor activity. Lineage: Eukaryota; Metazoa; Chordata; Amphibia; Anura; Bufonidae. The record is from RefSeq and is a predicted model, not a curated record.